GCCUGGCUGCUAAGGGCCCUGCAGCCGCUCUACUGACUGAAGCGCGGUGCACCCGCUAUUCCGCUCCGGGUCUCCACGGGCGGGGCUAGCGGGGGAGAACGAAAUUUCGGUUCCUAGCAGAGCGGAGUCAUAUUGGGCAGAAGCCGCGGAGGCUUGUGGGAGAAGGGGGCUGGCUCCGGUCUCUCGUCCCUCCCCCUGUCCCCUUCCUUCCCCUCCCCCCCGCCCGUCCUCCGGCCAAGAUGUCUGACAUGGAGGAUGAUUUCAUGUGCGAUGAUGAAGAGGACUAUGAUCUGGAAUACUCUGAAGAUAGUAACUCUGAGCCAAAUGUGGAUCUGGAAAAUCAGUACUACAAUUCCAAAGCAUUAAAGGAGGAUGAUCCCAAAGCAGCACUGAGCAGUUUUCAGAAGGUUUUGGAGCUUGAAGGUGAAAAAGGAGAAUGGGGAUUCAAAGCAUUGAAACAGAUGAUUAAAAUAAACUUCAAAUUGACUAACUUUCCUGAAAUGAUGAACAGAUAUAAACAGCUAUUGACCUACAUACGGAGUGCAGUUACAAGGAAUUACUCUGAAAAAUCCAUCAAUUCUAUUCUUGAUUAUAUCUCCACUUCCAAACAGAAUUCUGAUUUUUUAUGCCAGAUGGAUUUGCUUCAGGAAUUUUAUGAAACAACACUUGAAGCUCUGAAAGAUGCUAAGAAUGAUAGAUUGUGGUUUAAGACAAACACAAAGCUUGGCAAAUUAUAUUUAGAACGAGAAGAAUAUGGAAAAUUACAGAAGAUUUUGCGUCAGUUGCAUCAGUCAUGCCAGACUGAUGAUGGAGAAGAUGAUUUAAAAAAGGGCACCCAGCUAUUGGAAAUCUAUGCAUUGGAAAUUCAAAUGUAUACAGCACAGAAAAAUAACAAAAAACUUAAAGCACUAUAUGAACAGUCAUUGCACAUCAAGUCUGCCAUUCCUCAUCCACUGAUCAUGGGGGUCAUCAGAGAAUGUGGAGGCAAAAUGCACUUAAGGGAAGGAGAAUUUGAAAAGGCACACACUGACUUUUUUGAAGCAUUCAAGAAUUAUGAUGAAUCAGGGAGUCCUAGAAGAACCACUUGCUUAAAAUAUUUGGUCCUAGCAAACAUGCUGAUGAAGUCCGGAAUAAAUCCAUUUGACUCUCAGGAGGCUAAACCAUACAAAAAUGAUCCAGAGAUUCUAGCAAUGACGAAUUUAGUAAGUGCCUAUCAGAAUAAUGACAUCACUGAAUUUGAGAAGAUUCUGAAAACAAAUCACAGCAACAUCAUGGACGAUCCCUUCAUAAGGGAACACAUUGAAGAGCUUUUGCGAAACAUCAGAACACAAGUGCUUAUAAAAUUAAUUAAGCCUUAUACAAGAAUACAUAUUCCUUUUAUUUCUAAGGAAUUAAACAUAGAUGUAGCUGACGUGGAGAGCUUGCUUGUGCAGUGCAUAUUGGAUAACACUAUUCAUGGCCGAAUUGAUCAAGUCAACCAGCUCCUUGAACUGGAUCAUCAGAAGAGGGGUGGUGCACGAUAUACGGCAUUAGAUAAAUGGACCAACCAACUAAAUUCUCUCAACCAGGCUGUAGUCAGCAAGCUGGCUUAACAGAAAACAAGCUUUUACAAAAUGUACUUAAGGCAACAGUGCGGUGAUGUAAACCUUAAAAGAACUGGGAAUGGCAAAACUACUGUCGGUUGAUGUGCCCUGAAAUUAUUGGAGUUAUGGCAGAAGUGCUUUUUUGAUCAGCUGGUUUGUGUUUUGCUGCUGCAUUUAUCCCAAGAAAAACAGCUUUAAUCUCCAGAAGAAAACCAAAAUGCCACGGGAUUUAUGCUGUAUUGACAUCUCGCCCUAAACAUACAACAUGAUAGUAAUUUGUCAAGGGCAACUAAUGACCAGAGAGAAGAUUUUUGUCAUGAUUUUAAAUACACUGACACGUUACUGUUGGUUAAAUUUAAACAUGUUUUACCUGCAGAAAUUCUCUCACAGAAAUAACCUGCAAUAACUUGAAAUGCAUACCCUUUUGAACACUUCCUUUUCUCAUGUAUAAAUUGAAAUGUUUGCUGCAUUUUUCAAAAUGUCAAUUCUCCAAAAAUGUGUCCGUAUAUUUCUGUACCUGCAGCGUAGUAAAGGUUUAGAGGAAACCCCGUAAUUAUAGUGGCAUACUGUCACUUAGGUUUCAAGCAGCAAAAUAAACAGUGCAGUUCAGAAAUUGUA
Molecule: messenger RNA, 2201 nt
Organism: Chelonia mydas (Green sea turtle)
Lineage: Eukaryota; Metazoa; Chordata; Testudines; Cheloniidae
Gene: COPS2
Product: COP9 signalosome subunit 2
Exons: 13
Coding region: 240-1592 (450 amino acids)
Biological process (GO): protein deneddylation
Cellular component (GO): COP9 signalosome
Molecular function (GO): protein binding
Source: RefSeq, a predicted model, not a curated record